Messenger RNA from Annulohypoxylon truncatum, 2101 nucleotides. Its product is annotated as RXT2-like protein. Bases 216 to 1691 code for a protein of 491 amino acids. Gene Ontology annotation, cellular component: cytosol; Rpd3L complex. Lineage: Eukaryota; Fungi; Ascomycota; Sordariomycetes; Xylariales; Hypoxylaceae. The transcript is spliced from 4 exons. Gene Ontology annotation, biological process: negative regulation of silent mating-type cassette heterochromatin formation; negative regulation of rDNA heterochromatin formation. The record is from RefSeq and is a predicted model, not a curated record.
UCAUUCCGAUCCUGCGACCGAAAGGCGCUCUGGUAUUUUCUCGAUUUAGACAGGAAGCUCGUCAACUCAGAGGAACCGAGUACUCUCCACGAUUCCAAUAACCUGUCACUGCAAUAGAAACACUUAUUCGUGUUAUUGAUGCUAGUGGCAGAUCAUUUGGGAAUAGAAAUCGGGUUCGCGUUCUUUAGAAUCAACCACACAAGCAGACGGUCGCAAUGACGUCUCAACAAGUCCUCUUCUCCGAAACCAUCGCCGCGAUGAAAAAGGCACGCAAGCGGAAGGCAUAUGAUUCCGAUUCCGACGAGGAGGUUCAUUACCAUGGAAACCGAGGUCAUAAAUUGAUGAAGAGGGCUCGUUUUGUCCACGAAGGACAACUGGCGCCACCUUCCGGACCUGAAGUAUACAAGGAGGUUGUCAAUCAUGCCGGUUACCAGAGAGCGAUUAUCAGCCGAAACCCCGUCCUUAUCGACGACGAAGGUUAUGAAAUUGACAGUGACGAUGACCAAGAUUACAUCCAAGACGUUACCGACACAGCAGCUGAAUUCAACCCGUACGCGAACGUGCGACUCGAAAACAUUCUUGCGCCUCUUACCUCAGUUACUGAUCUCCCCACACAUCCGACUCUAUCGCGACCGUACACCAGUAAAACCCUGACAGAUCUAGCGAAGCAGGGCUGUAAUAUCAUGCAGAAAGAAAACGCCGCACUUUGGAAAGUUAAACACUUACAAACAAAGCUUGUUGGUGACCACAUCUGGGCACCCUGCGAGCUUAUGCUUGGUCCGAAUGACAUAGAAUACUAUCGUAAUGAUUACAUGGACUAUAAUAGCCAGGCGCCAGGGUCUGUCAAGUCGGAUGCCAAUGCACUGUCGCCCGAAGAUGCGCGAGCCAGAGCUAGCAAAAGUGCGAAGACAGCGGCGAAAGACGAGGUUCCCACAGGUGUUAACGAAAAAGCGCCAACUAAUGGGGAACAGCCAGAGAAUGGCGACACCACAAUGGUCGAUGCUGAGUUACCAGUUGACACAAAUACCAUGACACCAGAGUCUGAAGCGCGAAAUAGGAAGGUUGUUAGUGGAGACAACGGACAAGACAUUGUCCCCGGUAACAAGAGCUCGAAAACGGAUUUGGUUGAGAACGGGCAAAGCGCGGCUACCGAUAGUAUCAAUGGGGUCAAAAAUCUGCAUAUCGCUGAUCAUGUUAACGGGUCAGCAACCAAUAGCGUCGUAGCGUCUGCCAAACAAGGAGAUGCCGAAAAGGCAGUCCAGGCCAGCAAAGGCGCUGAGCAUGGGGAUAGCCGUGCAGGCUCGGUGAUGUCGGAAUUUACAGAUGAACCCCCUAUACAUCCUCUCUUUCUACCACCCCGAUCGGCUCGCCCUGAUCGAGACCUAGGAAUUCCAGAAGCAGAAGCGGAGGAUAUGCGAAGGUUGCUACAAUCGUAUGUGCAGAAGCAGGAAGAGGUGUGUCGAGGAGCCAAGCGGCUAUACGAAGGGCUCCUCCGAGCAGACCGGAUGCGCAAGACAGUUCUGCAAUGGGCCAAGUAUGAAGCGCAUGUCGGAGCCAAUCGGGAUAUGUCGGAUGGGGAGGACUGGUACGAUAAGGAGGAAUGGGGGCUGGAGGACGAUCUCAAGAAAGGCCAAGAUGAGGAGGAAGAGGAUACGACCCAGACGACGAAGAAGACGAGGACACGGAGGUGAUGAUGGUCAGGGUCGGUUUGUUUGUGGGAUUGUUAGUUAUCGGAUACCCGAGGAGACGGUUGGCCUAUGUCCAGUUCUCAAAUCAAAUGAAAGAGCUCUGUUUCACCUAUCCAUUGUUCACCUACUCCGUGCUAUGUGGUCUGUGGAGACCACCCCAGACUGUCAAGUCGUCUCAACUGUGAUUUCAGAACCGGGAAUAUUGUAACAACCAGCCCAGAAUUGCUUUGAUUUGCAUUAUUUGGUGGCAUGAGAUCAGCGUCCAUUCGUUGGCCGACUGUACGUACAGCAAGCUAUUAGAAAAGCCACAAUUGUGGCUUAAUUGUGGCACGUGCAUUCUGAUGGUGUACGGCUAAGGUUGUAGAGAGGGGCUCUGUGUCUUCGAGGUAGUGGAAGGUUUCGCUGCUGGUCCC